Messenger RNA from Chaetomium strumarium, 1221 nucleotides. RefSeq names its product epimerase/hydratase. Gene Ontology annotation, cellular component: methionine adenosyltransferase complex. Bases 381 to 1157 code for a protein of 258 amino acids. Gene Ontology annotation, molecular function: methionine adenosyltransferase regulator activity. The transcript has 3 exons. The record is from RefSeq and is a predicted model, not a curated record. NCBI's taxonomy places the organism in Eukaryota, Fungi, Ascomycota, Sordariomycetes, Sordariales, Chaetomiaceae. Gene Ontology annotation, biological process: S-adenosylmethionine biosynthetic process.
AUUGGUGUAGCAGCAGCAUGCAGCCGUUCGGCAGCUUGCGGCUGGUCGACGUCGUCGUUAUUACCACGGUAGCCACUUGGCAGCCGAGUUACCUUGAAUAUGUAUAAUCUGGCUCCUUGAGUAUAAGUUCUCGACCAGCCGGUGUUGCUCUCGCUAUGCCUCAGCCUCCUGCUGUCAACAUCUCGCCACUCUUCCUUCUAGGAACGCAGCGGAGAUACGCCUGCACCCCAAAAUCGAACAAGCUGGUGGAUGUGAUAAUGGGAGCAAGCGGCACAAAGGAGGUUCGACAGCAUCGCUUCUUGAUCUGGGGCGGCGAUGGCUGAAUCGCUGGGCACCUCAAGACCCUGUUAGAGAAGCAGGGUAAAGAUGUGUACAUAGCGAUGGUCCGGAUGGAAGAUCGCGAAGCUGUCCUCAGAGAGCUUAUCCGGGUCCAGCCAACGCACGUCGUGGAUGCUGCGGGCUGCACGCGACGGCCCAACGUCGACUGGUGCGAAGACCACAAGGAGGCAACCAUCAGACCCAAUGCCAUCGGCACGCUGAAUCUAGCCGAUUGCUGCUUCCUGCGGCACAUUCACUGCACUGUGUUCGCCACCGGAUGUAUCUACCAGUACGAUGAGACGCACCCGUUGGGAGGACAGGGCUUCCUCGAGACCGACCCAGCCAACUUUGCCGGCAGCUUCUACAGCAUGACCAAGGCCCACGUUGAAGAGAUCAUCAAGCAUUACAAUAACUGCUUGAUCCUCCGAUUGCGCAUGCCGGUCUCGGACGACCUCCACCCGCGCAGCUUUGUGACCAAAAUCACCAAGUAUAAGCACGUGGUGGAUAUAUCGAACAGUCACACGAUCCUGGCGGAUCUGCUGCCAGCCGCAAUCCUGUUGGCCGAGCACGGCGAGGUGGGCGUUUAUAACUUCACCAAUCCGGGCGCUAUCUCCCAUAACGAGGUGCUGACCCUGUUCCGCGACAUUGUGCGACCGGUCUUUACCUGGAAGAACUUUAGCAUCGACGAGCAAGCGAAGGUAAUCAAAGCCGGCCGCAGCAGCUGUAAGCUGGAUAUCACCAAGUUGGUUGCUAAACUGAAAGAGUAUGGCUAUGAUAUUCCGGAAAUUCACAAGGCAUACCGGUGUUUUGGAAGGAUGAGAGCCACUGGUAUCCAGUAGGUAAUUAAGUACUAGUAGUACAUUAAAAAUGUAUGUACUCGGACAAUACAAUACGCAGUACCUG